Balaenoptera musculus (blue whale) is the source of this 2724-nucleotide messenger RNA. It is a transcript of the gene MRPL42, whose product is annotated as mitochondrial ribosomal protein L42. Lineage: Eukaryota; Metazoa; Chordata; Mammalia; Artiodactyla; Balaenopteridae. The transcript has 6 exons. Gene Ontology annotation, cellular component: mitochondrial large ribosomal subunit. Bases 156 to 584 code for a protein of 142 amino acids. The record is from RefSeq and is a predicted model, not a curated record.
AGGCGCGUGGAGCGGUGUCUCCUAGGACCCGGGUUGAGGGGUGAAAAUAGAUAUACCUAGAAGCAGUUUUUUUUUUUUUUUUUUAGAAGCAGAUUUUAAAAGCAGUUUCUCUUCAAAUCAUCUUUCUUACCACCUGAUAAGCAUCUUGAUUCACCAUGGCAUUGGCAGCAGUAAAAUGGGCGAUAUCAAGCAGAACUAUCUUGAAACAUUUAUUUCCAAUUCAAAAUGGAGCCUUAUAUUGUGUUUGUCAUAAAACUACGUAUUCUUCUCUUCCAGAUGACUAUAAUUGCAAAGUAGAGCUUGCUUUGACAUCUGAUGGCAGGACAAUAGUAUGCUAUCACCCUUCUGUGGACAUUCCAUAUGAACACACAAAACCUAUCCCUCGGCCAGAUCCUGUGCAGAAUAAUGAAGAAACACAUGAUCUAGUGCUGAAAACCAGAUUAGAAGAAAAAGGUGAACACUUAGAGCAAGGACCUAUGAUAGAACAACUUAGCAAAAUGUUCUUUACUACUAAACACCGUUGGUAUCCUCGUGGACAGUAUCAUAGACGUCGUAGGAAACUGAAUCCUCCAAAAGACAGAUGAUAUUGAGGUUUUCAGGAAUCAAAGAGAAAUGUUAUCCUGCGUCUCAUUUGCCAUUUGAGAAAAUACAAUUGGGUAUAUUCACUCAUAUGUUAUAUAGUAAAAUAAUAAAAUGUCUUCUCAUAUAUUAGAAUGUGUAUUUCUUUAUAUAUAUUAAGUAAUUCUGGAUUUCACAUUCUUAUUUACGGAAGCCUAUUUUUAUUUUCCUUUUGAGUUAUUAAAGUCUACUAUUUAUUUUUGUGUGCCUAGUAUGAUUAAGUACUUUUACAUUAUCAGCCAAAUAGUAGUAUAAAUAUGAUUAAUAAAAACGUGCAUGAUUCUCCUGAAGAUUUUUAAACUGCCUUUGAAAAGAAACUCAUGAGCUCCACAGAAAAAAUAGAUGUUAUAAUGUUUCCUUUUUUGUGGCUCUAGGAAAUAAUUAGUUACAUUUUAAUCAGUUUCUACUACCUGCUAGGUCCUUAGUUUACAUUAUUAUUAAAUUCUCACAAUAAUCCUUUGAAGAAAGUGCAUCAUACCCAUUUUACAGGUAAGGCUAAGUGACUUGAAACCUACCUACCUAGCAAGUGGGAGAGCCAGGAUCCAAACUGUCCAGAGCCUUUUUUACAAGGCAUCACUAUGACAAGAGGUGUUUUGUUUCACCCAAGAAUGUGCUUUCCUAGAAAGAAUAUUAUUCAUUUUGAGAUUUUUUUCCUGGCUGUCUUAAAAAUUAUGCUUGCUUCAGAGCACAUGCAACUCUGUGAUUAAAAUGUUAAUAUUACUAAACUAGUCUUACAAAAAUGUUAAUAGUGUAUUCUGUUGAUUAUCCCUACCAGCUUAUAUAUGAUCCUUAAUAGCACUGAUGUCCCUGCGAUUUCUAUUUAGGAGGUGAGGAGUCUUUCUUAAGAAGGUGAAAAGGUGCUUUAUUCAAACUUGUGCAGUAUUUGUGAUAUUUUAAAAUUUGGUGUGAAAAAUGAUUUCACAUUCAAAGUCUAUUGCUUAAUCUAGUUCUUUGAAUAAAGGAAGGUGAAGGGUCAAGUGUUGAGUAAAAUGUAAGGAAUAGUGAAUAGGAAAGAGUAAAGAAAAUAAUAGUGGCCACCCUCUAUUACAGAAAGGAAGUGUUUUUAAGUGGUUUAUGCUCUUUUCAUUAAUAUAUUAUUCAUUUGGGGGGGAAAGAUCAAAGGAAAAACAAGUCAAUAGAAUUUGAUAAUCAGAAAUAUUAACUGGCUGUGUUUGGUGACAUAGCUUCGAAAAUAGUUUUUUUUCUGGUUGAUUUAUAUCCAGAGUUUUACAAAGAUUGAGAUAUGUAUAAAAGUAGGAAGAAUAAAAACUAAAUUAAUUAAAUAACAAAUUUUCUUCUAAGUACAAGGGUCUGCUAAAUAGAGAUUGCUCAAUUGUAAGAUGCCCAAACCACACAUUCACAUGUCAGUGCUUUGGAGAAUUAACUUAGUUUUUGUUGUACUGGAAAUAUAGUACAUUGUACUUAACACUGUAGUUCCUGGAAUUUUGGUCUUCACGAGUUGCUGAGUAAGUACGUAUUUCAUCACCACUAUCACUUCCCCUGUGCUUCUCCACCUCAGAGGAGUAACCUAUUAUCCACUAUGACUAACACUUUAUGAAAGGUCAGUUUGUUUUUUUCAGAAAUUUAAAAAGUACAUAAAGCCUGAUGCUUCUUUAAAUGGAAUAAAUUUAGCUUCAUGAAAAUCUUACUACCCAGUUCUUACUCUCUUAUUUCCUUCCAUUGGUGAGGUGGAUUAACACACUUCAAAUUGAUAAAAAGCAUUGUCAGUGAAACCACCAGAGGGCACUCUCACAUAGGGUUUAAUUUGAACAUUCCUCAACCAAAGGAUAGUGACUUAACACUUAACAGGCAAUAUGUGGAUUUCUUUAGGUAAGAAUGACUAGUAGAGUAAAUGACCUAGUGAAAUUAGGUGAGGCCGUUAUUGUAUUCAUUCUACUGAUCUAGUCAUUAAGCAUUUAUUGAACCCCUACUACAUAUGGAGAGGCAUUAUACUUUUUGCCAGGCCAAUAACAAAAAAUGGGCCCUUCUUAAGGAGCAUAGUAUCUACUUAACUAGUAUCUAUUGAGCUACUUAACUUUUCUAAUGACUUUGCUUUUUCUUUUUCUUUUUAAUUAAUCUUUGGCUGGGUUGGGUCUUUGUUGCUGC